Molecule: messenger RNA, 2501 nt
Organism: Hydra vulgaris (swiftwater hydra)
Lineage: Eukaryota; Metazoa; Cnidaria; Hydrozoa; Anthoathecata; Hydridae
Product: anaphase-promoting complex subunit 5
Biological process (GO): positive regulation of mitotic metaphase/anaphase transition; anaphase-promoting complex-dependent catabolic process; protein K11-linked ubiquitination
Cellular component (GO): anaphase-promoting complex
Source: RefSeq, a predicted model, not a curated record
UUUAAAAAUCCGAGUUUAAAUAAUCGGUUUUUAAGUUAUAAACUAAUUUUUUUAUGUAUUGUAAAACAGAUUUGAAAUGUUUGAAAUUCUUCCUUACCAUAUUCCUUGUUCAAUAUACAUUCGUUUAAUUGUUACUCAAACCAGUGGAAAAAGCUGGGAAAGUCCUGAAGUAUCUCCUGAACAUCAAAGGAAGUUACUACUUCAAGCACUCAAGCUUAUAAGAAGCACUCAGUUAUCAUGGAUUCAAUUUCAACAAGAAAUACAAAAAGUUAUGAAUGGCGAUUUAUUAGCAAUGUUUCUUAAGGAGGUGCACGACUUGCAAGAUAUCGACUGUUUAUGUGAAACUAUUAAAUCACUAGAGAACUUAUUUUCAACUGACUCAAUUAUGAGAUCAAGCAUUUUAGGUUUAUUUCUUCGCAAAAAUAUUUUAGCUCUUAAGAAGAUGUCUUUUCAAAAAAUUAGUUUGUUUUUCAAAUCAUUAGAGAAUUAUUUGAGCAUUGAUAAGUUACAUAAAGAUAUAUGUUAUCACAGUAGCUCUCAUUUGCAUACUAAAGCAUGUUAUGCUGAUAGUGAAAAUACAAAUUUUUUAAAAGAUUGUUCAAGUAAUUUUUCUGAUAAUGACAAGAUAACAUUUGAUGACAGCUUUCUUAUCAGCAAAAAUAAGGUUGAAAGAUUCAUAUCUCAGCAAACACAUUUUUUGUUAAGUAAUGAAAUAAAAGCACUUUCCCCUGAAAAACUGAAAGAUAGUUGCACUAAGAUACAAAAAAUAUACCCAGAUAUAUCUGACAUACAUUUCCUUAAUUUUCUAAACUACCUUAGAUUAUCAGAAACUGAGUGUGCUACUAAGUUUCUUCAACUUUAUUUUGAUUUCAAAGUAUUUGAAGAUGAAAGAAAAGAAAACUCCGAGAUUGAAAAACAUCAAAUGAAAUUUAAAAGAUUUCGUUAUUGCGCUUUAACCUUAGGAAUUAUGCAUUGUUACUAUGGCAAUUACAAUGAGUCAUUAAUUUCAUUGGAAGAAGCAGUAAGAAUGGCUCAAGAAACUAACGAUGAAAAAUGUUUGCAACAUGCACUAUUUUGGUUAAAAGUGGUUGAAGAAGAAACAAAUCCUGGGAAAUCAAAGUUUUCUGAUAUUAAGGAUUGUUUUAUCGAAAAUAAAGAUGAAGGUGAUGCGUUUGAACUUAAACUUAUAAAAAAGUUAGGUGUGUUACAUUGUUAUAAAGAAAAAGUUUAUGAAGGUAAAAUUUUUCCAAGUAUUUUAAUAUCAAAAGUUUCUCAAAUAUUGUGCACAAUGCCUUCAAUGAUGGAUGUUGCAGGAUUGGCUCUUUCUGCAUUUAUAUGUUUUUUUGGGUUUAAUAUGGUUGCAUCUUCAUUAUGUCAGUUUUCUUUACUCUCAUCUAAAACAAAUGUAUAUAGUCAGUCUGAUGAAAAUUUAGUUUUAUCUUUAUGCCAAUUAGCAAAUCAUCAUUUUAUACAAGGGUUUUACUCUGAAGCUAAAUGCAUUAUACAUUUUGCCUCAACUCAAAUCACUUUAUAUAAUCGAAAUCAAAAGACAAUCGAAUUUUGUACAUUGCAAAUUGAUUUUCAACAGUGUAUUUAUGAAAGAAAAAUGGAUUCCAUUAAAGAAAUAAUUAAGAAACUUUCUUUUAUUGAUUGCUUUGAAAGUCAAUACAUGAUAGCUGUCGUUAAUAUUCUAAAUGGAAGCUUUAUGAAAGCAUUUGAAGAAAUAAAUGAUUUGCUAUCAAAGUUUUCUUUAAAAAGUAAACUGCCAUUACUUAAAGGAAAAGUUAACUUGUUGUUGGUUGAGUUGUUAAUGGCAUCAAGCUCAUCAAUGGCUCUUACAAAGUUAUGUCAGUUGAUAACAUUUUCAGAUAAAUAUUAUCUGACUGGACUUAAAAUUGAUGCUCAAAUCUGUCUCGCUUAUUGGUAUAUUACCAAGAAACUGUAUAAAAAAGCUAAUGUAUCUCUAGAACAAAUGAGUUUGCAGAUUUUAUCUAAUGGAACAUGUUUUCAAAAGGGAGCUUUUAUAUUUUUACAAGCUCAGUGUAAACUACUUGAGGAUUUCAGUACUGUAAUUGAAAGUAAAUCCCAGCUACUUGAUAUUGUCUCUAUGCUUGAUAAAAGCUUGACUUACUUUACAAGAGCAAACAUAGUUGCAAAAAAGCGAGAUGUUUUAUACACAUUAUCUAUUGUUUAUCAUCAUCUAGGAUAUAUCCAAGAUCGUAACUAUACUGCAAAACUUUAUCGAGCACUAAAUGAAAAAAUCAAAGGAUUUACAGAUAUGAUUUGUUUUUAAAACUUAAGCUUUAUCUAAAUAAAUUUGAAAUUGAUUUUUUUUUUGUAAAUUUUAAAUAAAUUUAACAACUACAAAUUAGUUUGUAGUUGUUAAAUUUAUUUUAGUUUUUACAAAAGUACUUUCUUAGAAGUUUUGUAGAGUAAAUUCAAGUUUGUUGUCAAAUCUGUUACCAGCAUCAUAGUAAUAUAUAAUAAUAUACAGUUUUAAA